Molecule: messenger RNA, 5018 nt
Organism: Betta splendens (Siamese fighting fish)
Lineage: Eukaryota; Metazoa; Chordata; Actinopteri; Anabantiformes; Osphronemidae
Gene: ogdha
Product: oxoglutarate dehydrogenase a
Exons: 25
Coding region: 287-3457 (1056 amino acids)
Biological process (GO): tricarboxylic acid cycle
Cellular component (GO): mitochondrion; oxoglutarate dehydrogenase complex
Molecular function (GO): oxoglutarate dehydrogenase (succinyl-transferring) activity; thiamine pyrophosphate binding
Source: RefSeq, a predicted model, not a curated record
ACGUUCCAUUGUUGCGUCAUGACAUCAGCACGGCGCACGUCAUUUUCACGCAGGCCUUGAUUCCAUGUUCCGCGCCCUGAGCUGUCAUUUUUUACCGGGAGAGAAGGGCAUCCGGGAUACCGGCCGAUCAAGGAGCCGCUCAAACGCGUUUCUCGAGUGGAUGUUUUAUUCAGCCCUCGCUGUCCAGAGUCUGAGCUCAGUGGAUUUUAUUUCUGUCUGUUCUAAGGAGGUCCGGCCUGUCGGACUGACCACCACCAGUGUGUGUGUGAUACUUUAAGGACUGCUAAUGCAUCGUUUAAGGACUUGUGCAGCGCGAUUGCGUCCGCUCACUGCCUCGCAGGCGGCUCAGACUUUUGGCCAACAGCAGCCAAUCACAGCCUGCUCCACAGGUGGAAAAAGGACGUUUCGGCCAAUCCGGUGCUACUCUGCACCAGUGGCCUCAGAACCGUUCCUAAAUGGGACGAGUUCCAACUAUGUGGAGGAGAUGUACUACGCCUGGUUGGAGAACCCCAAGAGUGUUCACAAGUCUUGGGAUGUGUUUUUCAGGAACGCCAACGCUGGCGCACCUCCUGGUGCUGCCUACCAGUCUCCUCUGUCUGCAGCCACAAGCCUCAUUGCUCCUCAGCUCGUGUCUCUUGUCGGGGCGCAGCCUAACGUGGAGAAGCUGGUGGAGGAUCACUUGGCUGUCCAAUCUCUCAUCAGAGCCUACCAGAUCCGAGGUCACCAUGUGGCCCAGUUGGAUCCCCUCGGCAUCAUGGACGCAGAUCUGGACUCGUGUGUCCCCACUGACAUUAUCACCUCAUCUGACAAACUGGACGUGACUGUGUUCGAGGAGAGGCUGAGAGUCCUAACAGUAGGAGAGUCUGACUGCCUCUCCCCGUUGCACGUCGGCCGCCGACAGAGCGGCUUCUAUGGUCUGGAUGAGUCAGACCUGGACAAGGUGUUUCAUCUGCCCACCACCACCUUCAUCGGAGGCUCAGAGACUGCUCUGCCGCUUAAAGAGAUCAUACGGCGUCUGGAGAUGGCAUACUGUCAACACAUUGGUGUGGAGUUCAUGUUCAUCAAUGACCUGGAGCAGUGUCAGUGGAUCAGGCAGAAGUUUGAGACUCCAGGACUGAUGCAGUUCACUUUGGAGGAGAAGAGGACACUGCUGGCCAGAAUGGUUCGCUCCACCAGGUUUGAGGAGUUUCUGCAGAAGAAGUGGUCUGCAGAGAAGCGCUUUGGUCUGGAGGGAUGCGAGUCUUUGAUCCCUGCUCUGAAAACCAUCAUCGAUAAGUCGUCUGAGAGUGGUGUAGACUACGUCAUCAUGGGAAUGCCUCACAGGGGGCGUCUAAAUGUUUUGGCCAAUGUGAUCCGUAAAGAGCUGGAACAGAUUUUCUGUCAGUUUGACUCCAAGCUGGAAGCUGCUGAUGAGGGCUCUGGAGAUGUGAAGUACCAUCUGGGCAUGUACCACCGUCGUAUCAACCGUGUGACAGAUAGGAACAUCACUCUGUCUCUGGUGGCCAACCCGUCUCACCUGGAGGCCGUGGACCCUGUGGUGCAGGGAAAGACCAAGGCUGAACAGUUCUACAGUGGAGACUCGGAUGGAAAAAGGGUGAUGUCCAUUCUGAUCCAUGGAGACGCAGCGUUUGCAGGUCAGGGUAUCGUCUAUGAGACCUUCCACCUGUCUGACCUGCCGUCCUACACCACGCAUGGCACAGUGCACGUUGUUGCCAACAACCAGAUCGGAUUUACCACUGAUCCUCGGAUGGCUCGGUCAUCUCCGUAUCCGACUGACGUGGCUCGAGUCGUCAACGCUCCUAUCUUCCACGUGAAUGCUGACGACCCAGAAGCCGUCAUCUACGUCUGUAAUGUGGCAGCUGAGUGGAGAGCCACUUUCCACAAAGACGUGGUGGUCGACCUGGUGUCGUACCGUCGCAUGGGUCACAACGAGAUGGACGAGCCGAUGUUCACUCAGCCGCUGAUGUACAAACAGAUCAAGAAGCAGAAACCAGUUCUGCAGAAAUACGCAGAGAAACUGAUCGCAGAUGGGGCUGUGACCAGGCAGGAGUACGAGGAAGAAAUCGCCAAGUACGAUAAAAUCUGUGAGGAAGCAUAUGCUCGCUCCAAAGACGAGAAGAUCCUCCACAUCAAGCACUGGCUGGACUCCCCAUGGCCUGGUUUUUUCACCCUGGAUGGUCAGCCAAAGUCCAUGAGCUGCCCCUCCACCGGUCUGACGGAGGAAAACCUGAACCACAUCGGACAGGCGGCCUCGUCAGUUCCUGUUGAGGACUUCACCAUCCACGGAGGUCUGAGUCGUAUCCUGAAGGGCCGAGCUGAGAUGAUCCGGAACAGGAUGGUGGACUGGGCUCUGGGAGAGUACAUGGCCUUCGGGUCGCUGCUGAAGGAGGGGAUUCACGUCAGGCUGUCGGGACAGGACGUGGAGCGGGGCACAUUCAGCCACCGCCAUCAUGUCCUCCACGACCAGAACGUAGACAAGAGGACGUGUAUCCCCAUGAACCACCUGUCUCCUGACCAGGCGCCGUACACCGUGUGCAACAGCUCUCUGUCUGAAUACGGAGUCCUCGGUUUUGAAUUGGGAUUUGCAAUGGCGAGUCCCAAUGCUCUGAUUUUGUGGGAGGCUCAGUUUGGAGAUUUCCACAACACUGCUCAGUGCAUCAUCGACCAGUUUAUCAGCCCCGGUCAGGCGAAGUGGGUGAGACAGAACGGCAUUGUGCUGCUGUUGCCACACGGCUUGGAGGGCAUGGGUCCAGAACAUUCUUCAGCCCGUCCAGAGAGAUUUCUCCAGAUGUGCAACGAUGACCCAGAUGUGAUGCCAAACAUCACAGACGACUUCGCUGUGCGACAGCUCUAUGACUGUAACUGGAUUGUGGUGAACUGUUCAUCUCCUGCAAACUACUUCCACGUUGUCAGACGGCAGAUCCUCCUGCCGUUCAGGAAGCCUCUGAUCAUCUUCACUCCCAAAUCUCUGCUGCGUCACCCAGAAGCUCGUUCCAGCUUUGACGAGAUGCUGCCUGGAAGUCACUUCCAGAGGUUGAUCCCAGAGACAGGGCCAUUGAUCGAGCGGCCAGAAGAGGUGAAGAGGUUGAUCUUCUGCACAGGAAAGGUUUACUAUGAGCUGACCAAAGAGAGAAAGACCAGGGGCCAGGAGGAGACCGUGGCCAUCGCUCGCAUAGAGCAGCUAUCUCCGUUCCCGUUCGACCAGGUGAAGGCAGAGACGGAGCGCUUCCCCAACGCUGACCUGGUUUGGUGUCAGGAGGAGCACAAGAACCAGGGUUACUACGACUACGUGAAGCCUCGCAUCAGGACCACCAUCCAGAGAUCCAAACCUGUCUGGUAUGCUGGUAGAGAGCCAGCAGCAGCACCAGCUACAGGAAACAAAAACACUCACCUGGUGGAGCUACGGCGUUUCUUGGACACCGCCUUCGACCUGGAUGCAUUCAAAGACCAGCAGUAAAACUGCAAACACCUGGUAUAAACCCUGUGACCCCUGACCCCUGGAUUCAGACCCAACCUCAACACAGAAUAAACAACUCUAUUUCUGUGUACACACAGUACAGUACACGCCAAAGGUUUUCCAGCUACAAACAGCAACUCUGUCAGUUCACAGUUGAAUUUCACUCCAGUUAAACUUUGCUGAUAUUUUGUAGUUUGUUGAAACAAACAUUUUACUUUCUUCUGCUGCAACAUGUGCACAGUGUUUAUGGGCUGGACGUCAAAUUCAAAUAUAAUGAAUAUUUUCAAUCAAAGGCAAAAAAUUGGUUAUCUGUCACCCAUCUGUUGUCAUGCUUCGGGUCUGUCCAACUCGUGACAGGCUGCAGGGCGUAGUAUGUCAUAAAUGUGGGACACGUACCGUAACUUAAGGUUUGGACAAGCUAAAAGAAUCAGAAUCAAAGCCGCGGCAGGCUGGUGGUUUCAGUUAGACAUGUCAGGGAUUCGAGGUCUGGUUUCCACAAUGAAACUGAAGCCAGCUUUCUGAGUACAAACCUGGUCUUGACAUUAAUAGACUGGCGCUGUCAGAACCAUUUAUUUAGCUGCCCCUGGUGUGUAACCGCAGCCUUGCUUGUUCUUCAAGCCUGCUGCUUGUAGAGCAUCUCAGUGGCUGAACACAGCUGAUCCAGGUAAUCAGUGGGAGGCACCGAUGAAACCAGCCACCACACCCCACCCCACCCAACUGCGCAGGUUGUGUGGGCAAAAUGAAGGAAUUUCUUCCAAGUUUUUAGGUCCCAGAAUUUUCAUCAAUCAUGCUUCUAAAAUGAAAACAAUGUGGGAGAAUGAAGCCUAAGUCUUUGACCCCUCAACACUUUCCUCCGUCCACAGACACCCCUUCAGUGACUCCACCUAUUUAGUUAUUCCAUCAUCGGCUUCUGACAUUCGAUGCAGGAAUCACUAGAUGGCUCGAUGGAAGCGCAGCUAGCGGAGGGUUGGAGGAUCACUGCAGCAGCUGGGUUUUGCUUGCUCAGGACUGUCACUAUGUGCUACACAGCAGAAGUUUAUUUUAUUUUUAUUUUGAAGAAUUAUGGCGUGUUCCUACAUGAAUCCAAGUAAAUGCACCGCUGAUUCUUACAGUACUUAACCCUCAACAUAAGAGUCUCCUUUUUUUUUCCCUCCGUCAGCGUUUUUCUGGUGCCAAACUGAUCCGAUCACGUCUUUAUUGCUUCAGUUCUGUGCAGCAGCUGAAUAAACGAUGGCAAACGGUGAAAUCAGUUACAACUGUUUUUCAGGGCAUCUGGGAGACAAAGAAAAUGAUUUAUUUAUUUUCAUAUUAGGGGAUUCUCAUUAUCUUGCUUCAUUCAAUAAAGAACACUGUAUGUACCGAGGAGCUGCUGCCUCUGUCUCAUUGAGUCUGGGCACAUUUGUGGAACAACUGGUGGAUUGUAACUUUUGGUGCUAGAUUUCUGAUUUUACUAUUGCAAAAUCAGUCCAACUUGUUGUUUAAUCAAUGACAAAACACCUUUAAAAUUGAUUUUGUACAAUCCUCCCAGUGGAAACUUUGAAUUAAAAUAACAUUGAGGCUG